This is a messenger RNA of Vicia faba (fava bean), 885 nucleotides long. NCBI's taxonomy places the organism in Eukaryota, Viridiplantae, Streptophyta, Magnoliopsida, Fabales, Fabaceae. The record is from the annotation of a GenBank genome assembly.
AUGCUUAUCUCAGCUGGAGAUGACACAAAACUCUAUGCAUAUGCUGUUAAAGAAUUCACCGGGUUUAAACCUCAUUGUAUCUGUCCUUGGCCUCAGAGAACACCCAUUCAAGUAGCACUUAAUACUUCCUUCAAUCAAUCACCAAUGCUUUUACUACAAUCUUCACAUUGGUUAGAAGUCCGUUUGCUACAUCUCAAAAAUGUUCGCAGAACUGGAGACUAUGCAAAGGCUGAAAGUGUUGGGCGAUUCAAGAUUAAAGCAUCUCAUAAGAUAAUUUGCAGCGCCCUUGCUAAUUCAGGGAUGUUUUUUUUGCCUUCCCGAGAGAUUACCUACUGCCCAUUCAAUGAUUUUUUUUCUCAUGACUCUUCUUGGUUGAUAGUCGCUGGCCUUGAUAGAAGGAUAUAUGUUGUGGAUGCCAAUAGCUCGGAACUGAUACAUACUUUUACACCAUUUCGUGAAUCACAAGAUAAUGGAUUAUCACCAGCCGAACCACCCAUCACAAAAUUGUGUACUAGUUCUGAUAGACAGUGGUUGGCCGCCGUGAAUUGCUUUGGGGAUAUAUAUGUAUUUAACUUGGAGACACUAAGGCAACACUGGUUCAUUUCGAGAUUGGGUGGUGCCUCUGUUAUAGCGGCUGGAUUUCCACCUCAGAACAACAAUGUACUGAUAGUUACAACUUCUUCAAAUCAAGUGUAUGCAUUUGAUGUAGAGGCCAGACAAUUGGGGGAAUGGUCAGUGCGGAAUACAUUUGUUCUUCCCAAGAGAUUUCACGAGUUUCCGGGUGAAGUCAUUGGACUUUCAUUCCCUCCCUCUGCUCGCGUCGAAUCUCAGCGUUCAUGUUUCGUGCAAACAACAACAACUCCAUCUCCAAUUCCAUUUUGGUGA